This is a messenger RNA of Teleopsis dalmanni, 3855 nucleotides long. RefSeq names its product furin-like protease 1. Gene Ontology annotation, biological process: peptide hormone processing. Gene Ontology annotation, molecular function: serine-type endopeptidase activity. Gene Ontology annotation, cellular component: trans-Golgi network; Golgi membrane. The annotation marks the transcript as partial. The record is from RefSeq and is a predicted model, not a curated record. Lineage: Eukaryota; Metazoa; Arthropoda; Insecta; Diptera; Diopsidae. The transcript has 9 exons.
CAUAAUAUAUUACAGAUUUUUGCUGACUAUUAUCACUUUACACAUCAUAAAGUAUCUAAACGUUCGCUGUCACCCGCCUCAGAGCAUCAGACACGAUUGGACACUGAUCAUCGUGUGCAUUGGGCCCAGCAACAAGUAGCAAAGUCACGUAGUAAACGAGAUUUUAUACGUAUGCGACCGUCGCGUACAUCAUCACGCACACUUUCACUAGUGGAUGCAGUUCCUUUCAGCGAUCCAAAAUGGUCGCAAAUGUGGUAUUUAAAUCGUGGUGGUGGCUUAGACAUGAAUGUCAUACCAGCUUGGAAGGAAGGUAUUACUGGCAAGGGUAUUGUAGUAACUAUACUUGAUGAUGGCUUAGAAUCAGAUCAUCCUGAUAUAGAACACAAUUAUGAUCCUAUGGCUUCAUAUGAUGUUAAUAGUCAUGACAAUGACCCUAUGCCACAUUACGAUAUGACAGACUCAAAUCGUCAUGGUACACGUUGCGCUGGUGAGGUAGCAGCAACAGCCAAUAAUUCUAUAUGUGCAGUGGGCAUUGCAUAUGGCGCCAGUGUUGGCGGUGUCCGAAUGUUGGAUGGCGAUGUAACAGAUGCCGUCGAAGCACGUUCGCUUUCCCUCAAUCCGCAACAUAUCGAUAUUUAUAGUGCUUCAUGGGGUCCAGACGAUGAUGGUAAAACAGUGGAUGGUCCUGGUGAAUUAGCUUCUCGUGCUUUCAUUGAGGGUGUUACUAAAGGACGUGACGGCAAAGGUAGCAUAUUUAUUUGGGCAUCGGGCAAUGGUGGUCGUGAAUUAGACAAUUGUAAUUGUGACGGUUAUACCAAUUCCAUUUGGACACUGUCAAUAUCUAGUGCCACCGAAGAGGGUCAUAUACCCUGGUAUUCGGAAAAGUGUAGUUCCACAUUGGCCACCACAUAUAGUAGUGGUGGACAAGGCGAGAAACAAGUAGUAACAACAGAUUUACAUCAUUCAUGUACUGUUUCACAUACUGGAACAUCCGCUUCAGCACCACUAGCAGCUGGUAUAGCGGCGCUUGUUUUAGAAUCUAAUAAAAAUUUAACUUGGCGUGAUUUGCAACAUAUUGUUGUGCGCACAGCCAAACCUGCUAAUCUUAAGGAUCCCACAUGGUCAACAAAUGGUGUUGGAAGACGUGUUAGUCAUUCAUUUGGUUAUGGUUUGAUGGAUGCGGCAGCGAUGGUUAAAUUAGCACGCACAUGGAAAACAAUACCGGAUCAGCAACGUUGUGAAAUAAAUGCUCCACAUGUAGACAAACCAAUUCCGCCCAUGAGUUACAUCAGCCUACAACUGACUGUUAACUGUUCAUCCGUCAAUUAUUUAGAACAUGUGCAAGCUAAAAUCACAUUGACGUCACAACGUCGUGGUGAUAUAACAUUAUUCCUAAUAUCACCGGCCGGUACUAGAGUAACAUUAUUGACCUCUCGUAUACAUGAUGUAUCUCGCUCUGGUUUCAAUCAAUGGCCUUUCAUGUCCGUCCACACUUGGGGUGAGUCCCCACAUGGCAAAUGGCAACUAGAAAUACAUAAUGAUGGACGUUAUAUGGGACAUGCUCUAUUGCGAGACUGGUCCUUAAUAUUUUACGGUACCACUCUACCAAUCCACCCGAGUGAUCCAGUGUCUACACCACGUGCCACUUUAGCAGAAAAUACUACACCAAACUCGAGCACCAUAUCUACCACAACUAAUUUACAUCAAAUUUAUUCACCACAAUAUCCGCGUAUUUCACCAAAUAAUUUCGGUACCGUCGGUUUCGGGCUUAGUGGCAAAAUACCAAUAAAAUUUCCACCAAAUAAAUCGGUUUACAAUGCAGCAACGAACGUAUUGAAUAAUCCACUACAGAAUGUUGCUGGUGGCAACAACAAUCGGAAACAGCAGCAACAGUCGAAGCAACAACAACAGCAACAAACGUAUCAGCAAAUUUCAGCAACCUACGGUGUUAUAUUAGGCUCACAAAGCAAGAGCAAUAAUAAAGGCAACAAGGGCAAUAAAGGCAAACCUGGCGAGAACAACAAAGGCAAUAAGAACACAGGUAAAACUGCAACAAAUAAGAAAGAGCAAACAACCCAAACAAGUGUAAAUAACAACAAAAACAAAUUCUAUCGGAUUUUGCAACAACAACAACAGCAGCAACAACAAAACACCAAUAAAUCAAAUGCGAAAUCGCAAAAUGUAAACGCUACACGUGCUAAAAUGCAAUCGGCAGAGAAACUAAAUUCCUACGAAGAUAAAUUGAAUCGUAAGGUUAUAGGUGACUUACCUAUUGUAAGUACGAACCCGAAAACACCAAUUAAAUCAGUGGCCACACAAACUACGAGUUACACCAAGUUGCCGGUGAAAGCUACGAAGCAGAUCAAAGAAAGCCAAACGCAUGAAAAACUGACGGUGGCCACAGCAACGGAUCAACGCAUACCAAAAAUGUUUGAACGUUACGAAAAAAUACAAGCAAUCUUCCCAGAAUUUCAACCAUAUCAGGGACCGAGGGAGAAAGAUGUGCAAAGUGCAAGCGCCGAUAGACGUAAUAAACAAAUGCAAAACUAUGAAGCUGAAACUUUCAGACCAAUUUCAUUACAAAAAACUUCUGGCAGCGGAAGCACGGGCAGCAAUGGUAGUAUUGGCUCUAAGCCUUCCAGAGAGAAUUCUAAAAAAUCUUCACAAAGCUUUGUACCAGAUCAAAGAAUAAUUAAAAAACAGCAAUUACUAUUAGCAGCAGCUGCGGGCGUAAGUGGUGGCACGCAGCGGCCGAUAAGCGUAGGCAUUUCAGCGAAUCGAAAGAGCACAAACGCACAAAUAACUCAAUGGGACUUAAUUAUUUAUGGAACUGAGAAACCUGCACAACCAAAUGAUCCCGCGCCAAUAAGUCCGGUACAGUUUAGUCCUUUCGGAGGGGAUGAUAUAUCACGCAAUGAAAUCGAUGAACCAAAUGCAUUUUAUCAGAAUGGAAAAUGGAGGCAACAGAUCGGUGAAACCAGUCAACAGAAAAAUAGUGCAUGUUUGCGAAAAGAUCUUGAUGAAAAAUGUUUAGAAUGCAAUCGACUAUUUCUUUACGAUGGAAACUGUUACACAUCUUGCCCAACUAAUACAUAUCCAGAGAAAAAACUUUUACGUUCAGAUGACGGUAAAUUCCGUGCAAUGUUACGUUGCGGAUAUUGUGAUACAUACUGCCUCCGCUGUUAUGGACCAUUGAAUUCUCAAUGUACUGCAUGUCAUCCGGAGAGACAACUUCACAAAGUUCCCCAUACAAAUGAAACAUACUGCAUAAUUUUCGCCGAACGUAGUUCUGGCAAUAAUGCAGACUAUAAUGACCCAAGCAUAGAUGCAUCACUUUUACGCCCCAAUGGAACUACAUUCUCCAUAAGCCAAUUCUUUUUAUUUAUUGCAGUACCAAUAGCAUUUGCAUCGCUUGUUGUUGUUUAUAAAAUUUACAAAAAAAGAAGUGCAUUAAACGAUAAUACCAUGACAGUAAAUUAUGUGUAUGACCGCCUUGCGCUUCUCUCUGAGGCUGAAGAAAUAAAUAUGGAACAUAAUGAGGUAAAAAUGGUAGAUGAAACUAUACAAGAACCAUUGGAACGCUAUGAGAGUGAUGAGAAAAACUCAGUUACCAUGAAAAGCAAAUCACAUAGAUUAAAAAGCCCACCGACUGAGCAAAUAGAUUACUCAAGCGAAUCUGAAGAAGAUUUAUUCCAUAUCGAUCGAAAUCGCCUACUUUAGCAAAUUUUUAUUAAAGAAAAUUUAUAGAAAAUUAUACAGUAUGUCUGUUGAAUGUGUCAAUUAUUAAAAUUUUUAGUACUCCGAAAUUAUUUAAAAUUUUAUCUUAAGAGAUUACAAAAAGUAUCAGUUUUAAGC